This is a messenger RNA of Mus caroli (Ryukyu mouse), 6210 nucleotides long. It is a transcript of the gene Satb1, whose product is annotated as SATB homeobox 1. The record is from RefSeq and is a predicted model, not a curated record. Gene Ontology annotation, molecular function: DNA-binding transcription factor activity, RNA polymerase II-specific; RNA polymerase II cis-regulatory region sequence-specific DNA binding. Gene Ontology annotation, biological process: chromatin remodeling; regulation of transcription by RNA polymerase II. Lineage: Eukaryota; Metazoa; Chordata; Mammalia; Rodentia; Muridae.
GCACCCCCAAAGCCCAGGCAAACAACGACAAGAGGAAGCGGCGGGCGGCGAGGGUGCGCGGCGGGGGCGGUGCAGUUCUGGCAGGUGAUCUGUAAGGCAGUGACUGAGUAUGGAUCAUUUGAACGAGGCAACUCAGGGGAAAGAACAUUCAGAAAUGUCUAACAAUGGGAGUGAUCCGAAGGGUCCACCCGCCAAGAUUGCCCGCCUGGAGCAGAACGGGAGCCCACUAGGAAGAGGAAGGCUUGGGAGCACAGGUGGAAAGAUGCAGGGAGUGCCUUUGAAACACUCGGGCCAUCUCAUGAAAACCAACCUUAGGAAAGGAACCAUGUUACCAGUUUUCUGCGUGGUGGAACAUUAUGAAAACGCCAUUGAGUAUGAUUGCAAGGAGGAGCACGCGGAAUUCGUAUUGGUGAGAAAGGAUAUGCUUUUCAACCAGCUGAUAGAGAUGGCCUUGCUGCUGUCUCUAGGCUACUCACACAGCUCUGCUGCCCAAGCCAAAGGGCUCAUCCAGGUUGGGAAGUGGAAUCCAGUUCCACUGUCGUAUGUGACAGAUGCCCCUGAUGCCACGGUGGCAGACAUGCUUCAAGAUGUGUAUCAUGUGGUCACCCUCAAAAUCCAGUUACACAGUUGCCCUAAACUAGAAGACUUGCCUCCUGAACAAUGGUCGCACACCACAGUAAGGAACGCUCUGAAGGACUUACUGAAAGAUAUGAACCAGAGUUCGUUGGCCAAGGAGUGCCCCCUUUCACAGAGCAUGAUCUCCUCCAUUGUGAACAGCACGUACUAUGCAAAUGUCUCAGCAGCAAAAUGUCAAGAAUUUGGAAGGUGGUACAAACAUUUCAAGAAGACAAAGGAUAUGAUGGUUGAGAUGGAUAGUCUGUCUGAACUAUCCCAACAAGGUGCCAACCACGUCAAUUUUGGCCAGCAGCCUGUCCCGGGAAACACGGCUGAGCAGCCUCCAUCCCCUGCGCAGCUCUCCCACGGCAGUCAGCCCUCUGUCCGGACCCCUCUUCCGAACCUGCACCCUGGGCUUGUGUCAACACCGAUCAGUCCUCAGCUGGUCAACCAACAGCUGGUGAUGGCUCAGUUGCUGCACCAGCCGUGUGCAGUGAACAGACUCUUAGCCCAGCAGUCCUUAAACCAACAGUACUUGAACCACCCUCCCCCUGUCAGUAGGUCUAUGAACAAGCCUUUGGAGCAGCAAGUUUCCACGAACACGGAGGUCUCUUCUGAAAUCUACCAGUGGGUGCGGGAUGAACUGAAACGAGCCGGAAUAUCACAGGCAGUAUUUGCACGCGUGGCUUUUAACCGAACUCAGGGAUUGCUUUCUGAAAUCCUCCGAAAGGAAGAGGACCCCAAGACUGCAUCCCAGUCUCUGCUGGUAAACCUUCGGGCUAUGCAGAAUUUCUUACAGUUGCCGGAAGCCGAAAGAGACCGGAUAUACCAGGACGAGAGGGAAAGGAGCUUGAACGCAGCCUCGGCCAUGGGUCCUGCCCCGCUGCUGAGCACACCACCCAGCCGCCCUCCCCAGGUGAAAACAGCUACCCUUGCCACUGAGAGAAAUGGGAAGCCAGAGAACAAUACUAUGAACAUUAAUGCCUCCAUUUAUGACGAGAUUCAGCAGGAAAUGAAGCGUGCUAAAGUGUCCCAAGCACUGUUUGCAAAGGUUGCCGCCACAAAAAGCCAGGGAUGGCUGUGUGAGCUGUUGCGCUGGAAAGAAGAUCCUUCUCCAGAAAACAGGACCCUGUGGGAGAACCUGUAAAUGAUCCGAAGAUUCCUCAGUCUGCCCCAGCCUGAGCGCGAUGCCAUCUAUGAGCAGGAGAGCAAUGCUGUGCAUCACCAUGGCGACAGACCUCCCCACAUCAUCCACGUUCCAGCAGAACAGAUUCAGAGCCUCUCUCCCAGCACCCUUGGGAAAGGAGAGUCUAGAGGUGUUUUCUUACCAAGCCUGCUGACCCCUGCACCAUGGCCCCAUGCUGCCCCUCAGCAGCAGCAACAGCAGCAGCAGCAACAGCAACAGCAGCAGCAGCCACCGCCGCCACCGCCACAGCCACAGUCACAGCCCCAGGCAGGCCCCAGGCUCCCCCCACGGCAGCCCACCGUGGCCUCCUCUGCGGAGUCCGAUGAGGAAAACCGGCAGAAGACCAGGCCACGAACCAAAAUUUCCGUGGAAGCCCUGGGGAUCCUUCAGAGUUUCAUCCAAGAUGUGGGCCUGUACCCAGAUGAAGAGGCCAUCCAGACUCUGUCUGCACAGCUGGACCUCCCGAAGUACACCAUCAUCAAGUUCUUUCAGAACCAGCGGUACUACCUUAAGCACCAUGGCAAGCUGAAGGACAACUCCGGCUUGGAGGUGGAUGUGGCCGAGUACAAAGAUGAGGAGUUGCUUAAGGAUUUGGAAGAGAGUGUCCAGGAUAAAAACGCCAACACCCUUUUCUCAGUGAAACUAGAGGAAGAGCUGUCGGUGGAAGGGAGCACAGACAUUAAUGCCGACUUGAAAGACUGAGAGAACAGUAUUAUUUUCAGCCGCACCACUGGUAUUUCCUAACAACAUGAGAAGUCCACCUUGUGUUCACUCAGACAAACCUUCAUUGUUUAUUGUUUGGCCAAUAAAUCUUCGGAAACUUGCACAAACAGGAAGGAAGUUGGAAGGACAGGACAGCAGGCACUCAAGGUUUUACUGUGUUUUACAAAACUGCUUGGCAGCCCCGGGUGAAGCAUCAAGGAUUGUUUGGUAGAAUUUGUGUUCAAAGGCUGCACCCAGGUGUUGUACCCUGUCAGCAUGAUACCAGAAAUUGGUUUUCCUUUUGAUUAUUAUUAUUCUGGAGCCUCAAAUAAGCAUUAUAACUUCUGUGAUUAUGAUUGCCUUUUCUUUAAUGAUUCUGUAACCUGCCACACUAGUCUUUGGAAACUGGCCCCUUAUUUUAAAGAGAAAAAGGAAAAAAAAAAAAAGAGAGAGAGAGAGAGUUUGUUACUCGAUUGUAUGUUAAAAAAAGAACUAUAGACUGUGGAAUGCAGUUUAAAGAUGACAUAUGCCAACAAAUGCCUUGUAUUGUAUGGCACUGCCGUAAUUAAAAUUUGUUUUUUAUUUUGGAAAUAAAAGUUCACUGUAAUUUUUUUCAUCCUCAUUAUUACAUGAUUUUUUUUUUUUUAAGGAAAAGAAAAUGUGAAACACAAUUUAGUCCUUGUUAUUUAUUUGUAGCUCCUGCAGCAUCAUGUCAUAAUUAAGUUUUUUGGAGAUUUCUGUUAAAUGUAAUGUUGCUUUCCCAUCCUGAUUUCCUUUCUAUUUAUAACUGUAUUUUGAUGGGCAGUAAAACAAAGUGUCUUAAAAGUUUUAAAUAGAGAAAAUGUGCUUUACACAGUUGCCUAUAAAAAGUCUAUGUUAUCCAAGCAAUUCACUCUAGAAGCUUCGGUCUCGUUGUUGUAUGCAAUUUUUACUAUCAUGCAAAUAAGCUUAGGUAAAUAAAACUAAUAGAUCACCUUAGAAAAUUAUGCAAUUAAUGUGAAAAUAAUUGAUGUUUGCAAUGUGUCUUCCUCUUUGGUUUACAAUCAAUUUUAAAGCGACAUCUGUAUAAAGUUUCUGUAUAAAGGUGUCUUUAUUUUUUAUGAGUUUAUGGCUAUGAAAACACCAGCUAUUUUGUUACAGCUGCUGUUUUUAUAAGUGUAUCACAGUUUUCUUUCUGCAGAAAUGUGCUGAUUAGGAGUGGUUAUUGACUGUAACUACACGAUUAAAAUUGUUUGUAUGGUAUGACAUGGCAGGGUUUGUCUGCUUAUGUGAAGUAACUUUAGCCAGGCUCAAGGACGGCUGUCAUGUAGGUGCAUGCUCACACUUUCUUGGUGAUAGCUUGUGGGUUCUGAAAAGCAACUGAACACUCCCUGAGAUACUCAGUUCAAGCUACACAUAUGCUCAGUUUUCAGUAGUUAGGGAAUUCCACAAUGCAGAUGAUAAUCUGCUUUUGCUUACUACACCAGACAGUCAAAGGCUCCAACAGAAAUAUUACUGUAGCAGUGAAGUACUUGAGAUGGCCAUAUCUGCUUUUUCUGCACAAUCCUCCAGUUAGGGCAAUAUUUUCUUCAAGCUAGGGUACAUUUUUAAAAAAGCCAUCAAUAGCAGCAUGAACAAGGGAACACAUGGGCCUUCUGUGUGAGAAUCCUUUGCAGGAAACAGUUUAGGGAAGGGACUUGUUUGGUGUUUUGUUUUACAAGUCAUAGUUAGGCAAGGUGAACAGCCCUGACUUGAUUGGACUGCCUUUGUCAAAACUGAGAACCACAUGAAGAUAGUAGGAGGCAGAGCCCUGGACUCCAAGUCUAAACUGCUGCAUCAUGGCCCAGGCUGGUGUGCUGUGGCUGGCUCCAGGGAAACUUUCCUAGGCUGUGUUUUUCUGUCUUUUGUAUCCGUUUGUUAGGGUUCCCGUGUUGAUGGGGAUAUUUAGGUUUGUGGAGCCAGGCUCUGUAGCUACCCUCUUCCAGAGGAGCAUUUCCUCAGGCCUGGGCAGCUCCAGCCUGGGGGCUGCAGGGCUUUCCUGGUGGUCUAAAUGGGCACCUUGAAAACUCCACUGAGGGAUUUACUUCGAAGCACAGCUGAGCACCUUGGAAGGCUGCUGUUCUGCUGCAAACUAAUUUCUGAUUCUUUUUCUUAAGUGAGAAAACAAUGCAAACUUUCUUGUUUGCUGGAGUUGAGCAAAGUAAUUACUUGAGCCAAAGGCAUUUGAACUGAGAUAAUGCAAGCUAAUUUUAAAUGUUAAAAACAAGAACAACAAAACCCCCAAAACAAGUAACAUGCUGCUAACUACAGAUUAUCAUCUGUGGCCUCCUUUUCCCAGAUUUAAGAAUGGAUGGAGCAUCGUGUAGAAUUGAUGCCUUUUUUAUUUAAAACACCCCAACACUUAAGAUAUCAAAUAGGUGUAAAAUUCGAUAGUUCUUUAGAAGGAGGAAGAUUUUUCCCGUUCCUAACAGUCUGAGUUAUUUUGAAUUGAUGUAUCCAAGAAAAUGAGUGUGUUGGAAAGCAACACCAUUGUGCCAGCAAAAUUAUCAGAUGUCUUAAAUUUCAGGUCAGCAUGGUUUUGUUACUUUAGAAUAAAGCACAUGUUCGCAAGCCACGAUGGUCACAAUGGAGUGGACAAAACUGUUGAAGACAGCGUAUUUCAGAAGAUUUCCCCUAGUGAUCCACAUUGUCCCCUGCCCCCAAUGUCAUUGUCACCCAUGUGUCUCUGGUUGCCUAUGGCUAUUGGUAAAAUUCCUUUAACAAGCUUCAUUGUGUCCCAGCAUUUCAGCUGGGCAUGACAUAGUGCUUUGUGCUGUUAGAACCUUAGCAGAGUCAGGUAAUUUCCGGGUAAUAGUCAACCGUGUGCAUCUGAGUCUGUCAUAGCAUCCUACACUCAGCACUUUGCCACUAAUUUGUAUUACACUCUGUGGCCAUAUAAUACCUGCACAUUAUGCAAAAAAUGUUGUUGACAGUAUCUUCUUGCCACACAAUAUGCAGAGUUGACACAUAACCUUUGAAAACAAAGGUGACUAGUAUGUGUGCCCUACUUGUGUGGCACUUAGUAACAAAGUCUGUACAUAUGUAUAAAAUGCGUAUUGACUGGCCUUUAGUACUAAGAAAUUCUGAGCUUAAGCGUCUGCCCCUAGUAGUAUCUAUAGUUAACAAUGCUUAUUGAAAAUACAUAGCUUAAAUAGAAAAAAUUUAAAUGGUUCAGAAGUGAUUGGAAAUGAGUGUCCUACACCUGCUAUUAUUAAAUUCUUCCCUGGUCCCAGUUGUUCACAUUUGGCUAACAAGGUCCUUGAUUGUCACAGUAUUUUCAAUAAAUGAGCUAUUAUGAACUGCCUGGUGAUAUUUUCAGCAAGAGCAACUAAAAUGUGUAUGGCCUGUACUAUAUAGCCAUGGAGAUGGGACUGUUUGUGCUAAAGCCAGCCAGAAAUGUGGAUGGCAGUGUGGGAACCCAGCAGCUCCAUAGCCAUCAAAAAACGGUCAUAGAAAGAAGUCUCUCAAGGGCCUAUUCUUGGAUUCAGUGUCCCUCUGAAGCAAUCCUUUAAAUGUAAAUAGUGAAUACUUGCAUGUCUUUGGACAAAAGCUGAGCUACAAUCUAUUAAAAUGCACAAUUUUUGAUAAAAUAUAAAGUGCCCUCUAACAAAAAUGUGGUGGAAGGUGUGUGUUAAGAAUACUAUACCUGUUUAACAAUACCAUAUGCUAAAUAAAAAUAGUUUGGAAUU